AUGGCGUCUACCGUCCUUGGAAAGAGAACGCGUAGUUCUGCACGCAUCGACGACGGGACGUCCCUGACGCGCUCUGCAGACUCCAAGCUCCACCUCGCAACACGCGCAAAACGGAGGACGCAGUUCGUGAUACACGAUGAGGGCGAGAUUGAGAACCCCUUCGUCACCCCGAAGAAGCAGCAUGUGGACGAGCCCGGAGACAAGGCGGCGGCGAGACGCGGAAGGAAGGCGCGCACAAGUCCUGCCCAAGAAAACUCUCCGCAGAAGGCGCUCGUCGACCUGCCAGACAAGUUCGCGCCUACCCCCUCGACGCCCAGGCAUCGCGACACACUUGCCGGCAAAGUGGCCGUUACACCCAGACACCGACUCAUCAUCGCCGGCCGGCCGCUGACGCCUCGCACUCCCCACACCCCAGGCACUCCGCGCAGCACCGCGCCCACCAUCUACCACGAAGCGCGCCAGGUCUUCGCAAGAGGCUCUGCCCCCACCGCGCUGUUCGGCCGCGACACCGAGAGGAGGGAGCUCGCGGCCUUCAUCACAAACCGAACCAAGGCCAAGACCUCAGGCUGCAUCUACGUCUCCGGCCCGCCCGGCACCGGCAAGAGCGCCUUUGUCAACGAUGUCUGCCGCACCGUCUCCGCGGACGAGUCUGUCAGAACCGGCUACAUCAACUGCAUGAGCGUGAAGAACGCUACAGAUCUGUACAGGACGCUGCUCGAAGACUUUGUCGACAUCACCGAAGUUGCAGAGGGCGACGAGAUGGAAGCGCUGCGGACCGUCUUCAUGCAGCGACAGACGUCGUAUGUUGUUACCCUCGACGAAGUGGACCACCUGCUCGAGCUCGACGUCGAGCUCUUCUACAACAUCUUCGAGUGGUCACUACAAAAGGCAUCGGGGCUGGUGCUGGUCGGCAUUGCCAACGCGCUGGAUCUCACGGAUCGCUUUCUCCCGCGACUCAAGGCCCGCGGUCUCAAGCCACAGCUACUGCCUUUCCUCCCAUACAAUGCCGCCCAAAUCUCCUCCGUCAUCACUGCCAAACUCAAAGCCCUUCUCCCAGCCGGCUCAACACAGCUGCCCUUCAUCCACCCAACCGCCAUUGUGUUCCUCUCCAAAAAGGUAGCCGCCCAGUCCGGCGACCUGCGCAAAGCCUUUGACAUCUGCCGGCGAGCAAUCGACCUCGUCGAAGCCGACACGCGCGACCGACACGCGAAAAAAGCCACAGAAAUCACACCAUCUCCCACGCCUUCGCCCUCGAAAACACCGCUUGUAGAGAACAUCAACUUCUCCUCCCCGGCCAUCCGCUCUCCCGCCAAAACCAAAGACCUAAACAGCGUCAUCGCAGCUUCCCUCGCCUCGCUCACCGUCGAAACUGCACCGCGCGCCACCAUUGCCCACAUGGCCAGAAUUACAGCAGCUGUCUUCAGCAACGGCACCAGCCAACGCCUGCGGAACCUCAAUCUGCAACAAAAAGCCGUUCUCUGCUCGCUCUCUGCUAUUGAGAAGAAGAAGCGCGCCACUGCCGCCGAUAGCAUCUUGGCCACACCUUCCCGAUCCCACACUACAUCCCCUAGCAUCAAGGAACUCUUCGAAGCCUACACCGUGCUAUGCAAACGAGAAAACAUACUGCAUCCUCUGACGAGCACAGAGUUCAGAGACAUUGUGAGCAGUCUGGAAACACUCUCGCUUGUCUCAGCGGUGGAGGGCAAAGCGGGGUCGCUGGAUGUUGGCGCUGGCACGCCGAGCCGGAGAGGCAGGGGCAAAGCCUUCCCCGGGGUUGCGGUAGAGGAUCGCAGGGUUGCUAGUGUUGUUGGAGAAAAGGAGUUGGCGGAUUCACUCGUAGGACCUGGAGCAGGGAUUCUCAAGGGGAUUCUUGAGGGGAACUAG
This is a messenger RNA of Alternaria incomplexa, 1884 nucleotides long. RefSeq lists its product as uncharacterized. Gene Ontology annotation, cellular component: nucleus. The coding region runs from base 1 to 1884 and encodes 627 amino acids. The record is from RefSeq and is a predicted model, not a curated record. Lineage: Eukaryota; Fungi; Ascomycota; Dothideomycetes; Pleosporales; Pleosporaceae. Gene Ontology annotation, biological process: DNA replication initiation; mitotic DNA replication checkpoint signaling; cell division. The transcript has a single exon. Gene Ontology annotation, molecular function: DNA replication origin binding; ATP hydrolysis activity.